UCCUCCAUCUCCACCACCCUCCCCUCCUUCCUCCACCACCUCCCCCUCCUCCUCCUCCUCCUCCUGGCCCUCGCCCCCGUCCCCACCUCGGCCGCCACCUUCAAGAUCGGCGUCCUGGGCCCCUGGAGCUGCGACCCCGUCCUGUCCCGCGCCCGGCCGGACGUGGCGGCCGCGCUGGCCGUGGCCCGGCUCAACCGCGACCCCGCGCUGACCUCCGGCCACUGGUGGGACGCCGUGGUGAUGUCCGAGCCGUGCUCGGCCCCUCAGGCCGUGGCCGGAGUGGUCAGCGCCGAGCGUUACGCCGCCGCCAUCGUGGGCCCGCUCAACCCGGCCGCGUGCGGCGCCGCGGGGCUGCUGGCCGCCGCCUGGAACAAGCCCCUGGUGUCCUGGGCGUGCGGCCGGCCGGACGGACGGACGGACACGCCGGCGGUCACUCUGCUGCGGCCGCUGCCCGCGCCGGCCGCCGUGCUGCACGCGGUGCUGCGGCACUUCCGCUGGGCGCACGUGGCCGUGGUGGCCGCGCCGCAGGAGCUGUGGGUGGACACCGGGCGGGAGGCGGCCGAGGAGCUGCGGGCCAAGGGGCUGCCGGUCAGCGUGGUCACCGUGGCCGGAGAGGACGAGGAGGAGGCCGAGGAGGCGCUGAGGAGGGUGCAGAGGGCGGACGGGGUCAGAGUGAUCCUGAUGUGCAUGCACUCCGUCCUGCUGGGCGGCCGCGAGCAGAAGGUCCUCCUGGAGAAGGCCGAGGACCUGGGCAUGACCGACGGCACCUUCGUCUUCGUGCCCUACGACGCGCUGACCUUCGCGCUGCCCUACCGGCGCGUGCCCUACCCCGUGCUGGCCAACCACACCAAGCUGCGCCUGGCCUACGACGCCGUGCUCACCAUCACCAUCGACUCGCCCGACCUCUCCUUCCACGACGCCCUGGACGAGGCCAAGAGGGCCCGCGAGGUCCCCGCCGACCUCGACCCCGCUCAGGUCCACCCUCUCUUCUCCACCAUCUACAACUCCAUCCACUUCCUGGCCACGGCGGUGGAGGCGGCGCGCCGCGCCGGCCGCUGGGUGAUGGGCACCAGCGUGGCCGAGCACGCCCGCGACUUCCAACUCCAAGGCUUGGGCCAGACCUUCACGGUGGACGGGGACGGCGCCGUGUCCGUGCCCUACGUGGUGCUGGACACGGACGGCAAAGGCCACCACCUGUGGCCGGUCUACGGGCUGGAGCCGGGCACGCGCGGCCUCAGCUACCGCAGCCACAGCCCCCACUGGCCCCACAGCUCCAGCCCGGCCACCGACGCCGGCUGCUGGUUCGACUCGGCGGCCAUCUGCAACGGCGGGUUGGACGCCGGCUUCGUCUUCUUCCUCUUCCUCCUCAUCGCCGCCCUGGGCGCGGCCGGCGCCGCCCUGGCGUGUCACAUCCGGCGCCGCAUUCUCCAGGCCCAGCUCAUGAAGGGCCCCAACAAAAUCAUCCUGACCAUGGAGGACCUGACCUUCAUCAACACGCAGAGCAGCAAGCAGGUGGACAGCAGCCAGGCCAGCCUGGCCGGCCAGAGCGGGGGAGGGGACACCAAGAGCGGCGCCGCCCCCGGCCCCGACACCUCCAACGUGGCCGUGGCCGAGGAUAACGCAGCAGCGAAGGGCAGCAGCAACCUCCCCCUGCUGCUGCUGCUCUUUAACCAGCAGGGCCUUGUCGCCUCCGUGCAGGGCGACUGGGUGUGGCUGAAGAAGUUCCCAGGUGACCAACACACGGAGGUGAAACCGGCCACCAAGCUGACCUUCUGCAAGCUGCGGGACCUGCGCCACGAGAACGUGAACCUGUUCCUGGGCUUCUUCCACGACUGCGGCAUCUUCGCCAUCGUGUCGGAGCACUGCUCGCGCGGCAGCCUGGAGGACCUGCUGCGCAACGAGGACAUGAAGCUCGACUGGAUGUUCAAGUCCUCGCUGCUCAUCGACCUCAUCAAGGGCGUGCGGUAUCUGCACCACCGGGACGUGGUGCACGGGCGCCUCAAGUCGCGGAACUGCGUCGUCGACGGGCGCUUCGUGCUCAAGGUCACCGACCACGGCUACAACCAAUUGCUGGAGGCGCAGCGCGUGCCGGCCCCGCCCCCGCAGCCCCACGAGCGGCUGUGGACGGCGCCGGAGCUGCUGCGGGACGAGGCCCUGGAGCGCCGCGGCUCCUUCCGGGGCGACGUCUACGGCAUCGGCAUCAUCAUGCAGGAGGUGAUCUGCAGGAGCCCCCCGUACUGCAUGCUGGGGCUGCCCCCCGAAGAGAUCAUCGAGAAGGUGCAGCGGCCGCCCCCCCUGUGCCGCCCCGCGGUCUCGGCCGACCAGGCCCCGCUGGAGUGCAUCCACCUGAUGAAGGAGUGCUGGAGCGAGCAGCCCGAGAAGAGACCCACCAUCGACCAGGUGUUCGACCAGUUCAAGGGCAUCAACAAGGGCCGCAAGACCAACAUCAUCGACUCGAUGCUGCGCAUGCUGGAGCAGUACAGCAGCAACCUGGAGGACCUGAUCCGCGAGAGGACCGAGGAGCUGGAGAUCGAGAAGCAGAAGACCGACAAGCUCCUGACCCAGAUGCUGCCGCCGUCGGUGGCCGAGGCGCUGAAGAUGGGGACGCCGGUGGAGCCCGAGUACUUUGAGGAGGUGACGCUCUACUUCAGCGACAUCGUGGGCUUCACCACCAUCUCGGCCAUGAGCGAGCCCAUCGAGGUGGUGGACCUGCUCAACGACCUCUACACGCUCUUCGACGCCAUCAUCGGCUCCCACGACGUCUACAAGGUGGAGACCAUCGGCGACGCCUACAUGGUGGCCUCGGGGCUGCCCAAGCGCAACGGGAACCGGCACGCCGGCGAGAUCGCCAACAUGUCCCUGGACAUCCUCAGCUCCGUGGGCACCUUCAAGAUGCGCCACAUGCCCGAGGUGCCCGUGCGCAUCCGCAUCGGCCUGCACUCGGGGCCGUGCGUGGCGGGCGUGGUUGGGCUGACGAUGCCGCGGUACUGCCUGUUCGGGGACACGGUGAACACGGCGUCGCGCAUGGAGUCCACCGGGCUGCCCUAUCGCAUCCACGUCAACCAGCGCACGGUCGCCAUCCUGCUCUCGCUGCAGGAGGGGUUCAAGGUCGACAUUCGUGGCAAGACCGAGCUCAAGUGGCCGGGAUUUGCCCCAAAACCCCAAAAUGGCCGGGAUUUGCCCCAAACCCGCAGUGCGAGCAACCACGGGAUCAGCCUGGACGAGAUCCCGGCCGAGCGGCGCCGGAAGUUGGAGAAGGCGCGGCCGGGCCAGGUGCUGAAAUAGCCCCGCCCACCAGCUGUAGGCGGCCUCGCCCCGCCCCAGAGGGGCGGAGCCAAUGCUGAUUGGCCGCCGAGGGACCUUGCCCUGGUGACGUCACAGGAGGCGGAGCCUGGGCAACACAAAGGGGAUUUGGGGGCGGGGCUUGGACCCAAGGAAUGGGACUUGGCUCGAGGGGAGGGGCUUGACCCUAAAAUGGGCGUGGUUUGGAUUUGUGGGUGGGGCUUUGCCCAAAAAGGAGGCGUGGCUAAGCCAGAAAUAGGCGGGCCUUGCAUUUAUGGGCGUGGCUUGGCCCUGAAAUGGGUGUGGCUUGCUCCCGGGGCGGGGCCCCAGCAGCCAUAAAGGGGCGGAGCCCUCAGGGAUUGUUCAUCCAAUCAGAGCUCAGGGCGGCCAUCUUGGGCCAAUGGUGGCGCAGCUCCGCCCUCAAGGGGCGGAGUCACUGUUCCCGCUCGUUUCUCCCGGAGUUUUUCCCAAUUUUCCCGGAUUUUACCCCAAUUCCCGAGGCCCCGCCCCCUUCCCCAGGCCCCACCCCUUCUCCUGUAGCUCCUCCCACCUCCCCAAAUAAAGUCGAUCCCAAAGAU
Molecule: messenger RNA, 3860 nt
Organism: Zonotrichia leucophrys gambelii
Lineage: Eukaryota; Metazoa; Chordata; Aves; Passeriformes; Passerellidae
Gene: GUCY2D
Product: guanylate cyclase 2D, retinal
Exons: 19
Biological process (GO): protein phosphorylation; receptor guanylyl cyclase signaling pathway; cGMP biosynthetic process
Cellular component (GO): plasma membrane
Molecular function (GO): guanylate cyclase activity; ATP binding; adenylate cyclase activity
Source: RefSeq, a predicted model, not a curated record